Messenger RNA from Clonostachys rhizophaga, 705 nucleotides. The record is from the annotation of a GenBank genome assembly. NCBI's taxonomy places the organism in Eukaryota, Fungi, Ascomycota, Sordariomycetes, Hypocreales, Bionectriaceae.
AUGGUCGCCGACGCCGUCAUCUACCACCCCUCGGUGGCCCAUUACCUCAAGUUCGUCGCAACCACCGUCGGCCGCGACAAGCUCCUCCGCACCGUCCAGUACUUCGCCCGCUUCUACGCCUGGUACCUCCUCCGCACCAACGCCGUCGCCUCCGCCGUCGCCCCCUGGACCCAGACCAAGAAGCAGCUCGGCCUCAUGCGCAAGUUCUUCCGCAUCGGCAAGAACGUCGAGCACCUCAAGGCCGCCGCCACCGCCGCCGACGCCAAGGUCGCCGACCCCUUCCUGCGCUACACCUCCGUGGGCCGCCAGCUGGGAUACGCGGGGUACCUCAGCUUCGACGCCGCCACGGUCCUGGACGCCGCCGCCAUCAGGAAGUGGGAGGGCGCCAAGCGCGCGCAAACCAACGCCUACAGGUGCUGGGCGUUCGGCAUCCUCUUCAGCAUCGCGGGCCAGCUGUACACCCAGUACAGGCUGAACCAGCGUGAGGCCAAGGUCGACAAGAAGGACGGCGAGGGCGUCGUCGAGAGCAAGCGCAUCGCACUGGAGCGCGCCGCCAGCAGGCUGCAACUCGUCUCCGACCUGGCCGACCUGACAAUCCCAACCACCGGCCUCGGCUGGGUCAACCUGGACGACGGCGUCGUCGGUCUCGCCGGUACCCUGAGCAGUUUGAUCGGCAUCUACACGCAGUGGAAGAAGACUGCUUAA